Messenger RNA from Dichotomopilus funicola, 306 nucleotides. RefSeq lists its product as uncharacterized. The record is from RefSeq and is a predicted model, not a curated record. The coding region runs from base 1 to 306 and encodes 101 amino acids. The transcript has 2 exons. NCBI's taxonomy places the organism in Eukaryota, Fungi, Ascomycota, Sordariomycetes, Sordariales, Chaetomiaceae.
AUGAAUCCCUCCACGAGAACCAACCCCCAGAACUCCCACGCCGGGCCUCAGACAACCAGUGGCAAAGCUUCAGCCACGCAGACGCCCGCCAAUGCCCACCUUGGGAAAGAUAAGCCCGCGUUGUUCGACGAGCACGGCAAGGUCGGGAAACAGUUCACUCCUGAGGGCGCCUUAGGCGGAGCUGCGCAAAAAGUCGGCGGGCCUCUGGAUAAGGAGGGUAUAAUUGGCAGGCAGUUCACUCCUGAAGGGGGGAUUGGAGGUACGGUGCAGAAUAUGAUGGGUGGGACGAGUAAGAAGUCUAAUUAG